Messenger RNA from Cynoglossus semilaevis (tongue sole), 2619 nucleotides. It is a transcript of the gene pkdccb, whose product is annotated as protein kinase domain containing, cytoplasmic b. Gene Ontology annotation, molecular function: non-membrane spanning protein tyrosine kinase activity; ATP binding. The transcript is spliced from 7 exons. NCBI's taxonomy places the organism in Eukaryota, Metazoa, Chordata, Actinopteri, Pleuronectiformes, Cynoglossidae. Gene Ontology annotation, cellular component: extracellular region. The record is from RefSeq and is a predicted model, not a curated record. Bases 247 to 1719 code for a protein of 490 amino acids. Gene Ontology annotation, biological process: skeletal system development; peptidyl-tyrosine phosphorylation.
AUGCGGAUUGAGUGACAACAUGAGGUCAAGCUCUCCUGCGAAGCCGCUCAGCGGGUGUAAAGUUACGAGCGCACAGGACACACCUCCAGGGGGAGUUCCGUGGGAGGUGGAAACAAGGAGCCGAGAAGCGCUUCUGCUGCAGAAAAGUUAGAAGAGAGGAGAGACGAGGGGAAGAGAAGAGGGGGACAGAACAGAACUGGGAGCGGAGAGAAGAGGAGUGCAGUCUGCAGCGGCUGAGGGAGAAAAAUGCCCGAGAUGGGCAACUCUUUACGCGCGGCUGCCCUGCUGGCGUUCGUGGUUCUCUCCAUUCUGGUGUCACUGUUGAUCAGCAGUGUGCAGCAGUUUGGAGCCAGAAUAUCGCACUUUUCUAAUUCAACGUCUUCCCCAGAAGCUGGUGAUGAAGAGGAGCUCCACAGAGCCUUGAUCCAGCAACUCAGCCAGAGACGCAGAGAGAUCCUUCCCCUCCUUUUACCUCGCCAGGGUGACCGUAAUAAUAAGGACAGGAGUCCACUUCAUCCAGAGCUCGAUCUGAGUGUGGAUUAUAAUCUGUGGAAUGAGAUCACGCAUGGCUCCAGGAGAACGCACAUGGAUGAAAUGGGCUGUGAUUCUCUGGUGGACAUGCAUGCGGUGGAGAUCCUUGGCUCUGGAUACACCAAGCUGGUUGUCAAAGUCAACCUGGCCGGAGGUCAGCCUGUGGCCCUGAAGCUGGUCAACGAGCAGGGCAUAGACAUGGGCAAGUGUGUGGAGGAUUUUAAAGACCCCCAGGGCUGCAGGGAGCUGGUGUCUUACAAGCUGCAGAAGGAGAUGGUGCUGCUGCAGAGGCUGAGGCAUCCAAAUGUCAUCAAGCUGAAGGGUCACUGUGCAGGAAAUGCAGGAGGCCAGGGGGAAAAAGGAAGAGUCACCGUUAUUCUGGAGCAGGGGAAUCCUCUGCAGAUGAUCCAGCUGCUCCAGAGCCCCUGGGAGGACAGAUUCAGGAUUUGUCUAGACCUGGUCAGGCUCCUCCACUUCCUUUCCCAGUCUCCGCUGGGCUCCGUGGCUCUGCUGGACUUCCAGCCUCGGCAGUUUGUCACGGUGGGUGGCGAGCUGAAGCUGACAGACCUGGACGACGCCAGUGCAGAGGAGACGCGUUGUCAGAGCUCGGCAGACUGCAGCCUCCAGUUCCCAAACAGAAACUUCACUCUGCCCUGCUCCGCUCGGGGAGUGUGUGAGGGUCUCAAUGAGAAGAGGAACAUUUACAACGCCUAUAGGUAUUUUUUUACCUACCUGCUGCCCCACCAGGCCCCGCCCGGCCUCACACACCUGGUGGACAACAUCAUGAACUCCACAGGGGAGCUGAAAGCUGACAUCAAUCAGACACUGGAGGCCUUUGAACACAUCCUCUCCCUCUACCAGUCUGGCCUGCACCUGGACAACCUGCCUCCAUCAAUAAUCAGAGAUUACAACGUGAUCCGAGGAAUGGGAACGUCAGGGAAUGUGGAAUACCGCUGCUGGCCGUCCUACAGUCAGCAGGGCUGCGUUCUGUCGGUGUACAGCGCCAGAGAGGCUGCGUACAUCUGCAACUCCCAUUCUCAGUGCAGCAGCUUCUCUCUGACGGGACAGAAGACAUGGACGGGACGCCUCCUGGCCUCCUUCAGGAGCAGCUUCAGUCAUCUGGUGCCUGAUGGGACCUCGGAGGUGUAUGUGAAGAAAUCGAAAGCACCUGAAACGACGGCUGCGUGAGAGAACGCUCGUGUUUCAAAAUCGUCCGUCGGAGUUUCUGUGGAGCGGCACGAAGAGAUAACGCACGGCCGGCGAUGUGAAGCAAAUGAAAAUGUUGUGCUUUAAGAUAAGAAAACGGCGUCGUCCGUGUGAACACGUUGAACGCAGCUCAGCUCUGUGGGUUCACAGGAGGAGGAGGAGGAGGAGGUGGUGUUUGAAGUGAGGCAAGUGAAUGUGAUGUAUUUAUAGGGCUUCUGCUCAGUGACUGUUUGAUCUGCCUGCCAGCUCACUGCCUCUGCCAACUACUAUUUAAAGGGAUUUCCCUUCAGGUACAAUUAAGGAGGGAGAGUCUCAUGUGCCCUUGACAUGUUUUUUUUUUCCUAACCUUGUCUUUAUUUGCCAUGUGUGUUGGCUUUUUUCUGGUGAGGCCAGGUCUACGUAGUAGGACUUUUAAGCCAAAGAGGUAAUGAGAACAGCCACUGCUUCUCCACGUUUGAAGCCUGAGGACGAGAAGAGAAAACAAGCUCUUAUAGGAACACACUUUGAUGUUAAUGCGCUGAGGCUGCGCCUGUUUUUCACGGUUCCCCGGCUCAGCUGCGCCGUGGUAUGAGACCCGGCGAACGCCAUGUAAGCGUUUACACGUCAACGUGGAGCACAGAUUAAAACCAUUCCAAAGUCGAUUUUACACGCUUUCGUAAAAGAAACAAACUUUUUAGUGCUUAGUUCACAUAAAUAUUUAUACGGUCAAAUUGAAUGUAAAUGUUCGUACAUGAUUUGUGCACUAUAGCUUACAUGCACCUUGUGGGUGAAUCUUUUAUUUUCAAUGAAAAAUUGUUCACUUCAGUGUUUUUGUUUUUAUACAUCACUAAAUGUUACUGUACAGUUUUUGUAAUUAUAUAAAUGUUAUGUUUCUACUUUUAA